CCCCGAGCGGUAGCGGGACCACUGGCAGCCGGACUCCAGCGCGGGAGGCGGCCGGGCCAGAGCGCAGAGGUACCGCGGCGGGCGCGGGGGAGCCCGGGCCCCGGGGUCGGGUCGGACGGGGAAAGGGCAGGAACUGGCCGGCAGGCUGGGCACCGAGCACCGUGCCCGCCAAUGCAGCCCAGCCCCCCGAGAGCCAGGCCCACAGCACGCCCAUGUGGGCCGGCGGUGUGGGGAGCCCUCGGCGGGGCACAGCCCCGGCACCCACCGACGACCUCUUCGCUCGCAAGCUGCGCCAGCCCUCCCGGCCCCCGCUGACCCCGCACACCUUCGAGCCCAGGUUUACUCGGGGCCCCCUCCUGCGCAGUGGCAGCGAUGCCGGUGAGGCGCGGCCCCCUACACCCGCCAGUCCCCGCGCCCGGGCCCACAGCCACGAGGAGGCCAGCCGGCCCGCAGCCACCCCCACCCGACUCUUCACUGACCCCCUGGCCCUGCUGGGGCUGCCGGGCGAGGACCUGGAGCCCACCUUCCCGCCGGUUCCCGAACCCCGCUGGUUCGCCCACUAUGACGUUCAGAGUCUGCUCUUUGACUGGGCUCCGCGGCCGCGGGGGACUGCAGCCCACCCGGAUGCCACCUCUGGGACCCCUGCCUCGACUGAGAACCAAACUGCCAGCUCAGACCUGCUGCUGGGGGCACCAGGCUUUGUGAGUGAGCUGGGGGGCGAAGGCGAGCUGGGCCUGAGUGGACUAGUGAGCCCCCCCGUGCCUCCCGCCCUGCCCAACACGGCCGUGUCCGUCCUGGAGGAACCUCAGAACCGAACCUCAGCCUACAGCUUGGAGCAUGCAGACCUGGGCGCUGGCUACUACCGCAAGUAUUUCUACGGCAAAGAGCACCAGAACUUCUUCGGACUCGACGAGGUGCUAGGUCCCGUAGCCGUGAGCCUGCGGCGGGAGGAGAAGGAGGGCAGCGGAGGGAGCACCCUGCACAGCUACCGCGUCAUCGUGCGGACCACGCAGCUCCGGACCCUUCGCGGCACCAUCUCAGAGGAGGUGCUGCCCCCGGGGCCCCCGCGGGGCCUGUCCCCCAGGAAACUUCUGGAGCACGUGGCCCCGCGGCUAAGCCCCACUUGCCUGCGCCUGGGCUCGGCCUCCCCCAAAGUGCCCCGCACCCUCCUGACGCUGGAUGAGCAAGUGCUGAGCUUCCAGCGGAAGGUGGGCAUCCUGUACUGCCGGGCGGGCCAGGGCUCGGAGGAGGAGAUGUACAACAACCAGGAGGCGGGCGCGGCCUUCACACAGUUCCUCACGCUGCUGGGAGACGUGGUGCGGCUCAAAGGCUUCGAGAACUACCGGGCCCAGCUGGACACCAAAACGGACUCCACGGGCACACACUCCCUCUACACCACAUACCAGGACCACGAGAUCAUGUUCCACGUGUCCACGAUGCUGCCUUACACCCCCAAUAACCAGCAACAGCUCCUGCGGAAGCGUCACAUCGGCAACGACAUCGUGACCAUCGUCUUCCAGGAGCCGGGCAGCAAACCCUUCUGCCCCAGCACCAUCCGCUCUCACUUCCAGCACGUGUUUCUGGUGGUGCGGGCGUAUGCGCCCUGCACCGCGCACACCUGCUACAGGGUGGCUGUGAGCCGCACCCUGGACACCCCUGCCUUUGGGCCGGCGCUGCCCCCGGGCGGGGGCCCCUUCGAGGCCAACGCCGACUUCCGGGCCUUCCUGCUGGCCAAGGCGCUCAACGGCGAGCAGGCGGCGGGGCACGCGCGCCAGUUCCACGCCAUGGCCACGCGCACGCGCCAGCAGUACCUGCAGGACCUGGCCACCAACGAGGUGACCACCACGUCGCUGGACUCGGCCUCGCGCUUCGGCCUGCCCUCCCUGGGCGGGAGGCGCCGGGCCCCGGCCCGGGGUGCGGGCGCCGAGCUGCAGGCGGCCGGCGCGCUGGUGUGGGGCGUCCGCGCGGCGGCGGGGACGCGCGUGUCCGCCAGGCUGGAGGAGGCGGCCCGGCCCGACGGCGCCGAGGUGCCCUGCCUGCUGGGGAUCUCGGCCGAGGCCCUGGUGCUAGUGGUCCCCCGCGACGGCCGCGUGGUCUUCAACUGCGCGUGUCGCGACGUGCUGGCCUGGACCUUCGCGGAGCACCAGCUCGACCUGUACUACGGCCGCGGGGAGGCGAUCACGCUGCGGUUCGACGGGCCUCCGGACCAGGCGGUCGGCGAGGUGGUGGCGCGCCUGCAGCUGGUGAGCCGCGGCUGCGAGACCCGGGAGCUCGCGCCGCCCCGCGACGGUCAAGGCCGCCUGGGCUUCGAGGUGGACGCCGAGGGCUUCAUCACGCGCGUGGAGCGCUUCACGUUCGCCGAGACGGCGGGGCUGCGGCCCGGGGCGCGCCUGCUGCGCGUGUGCGGUCAGACGUUGCCCAGCCUCGGCCCCCAGGCCGCUGCCCAGCUGCUGCGCUCGGCGCCCAAGGUCUACGUCACCGUGCUGCCCCCGGACGAGAGCGGCCGGCCCCGCAGGAGCUUCUCGGAGCUGUACACGCUGUCUCUGCAGGAGCCCGGCCGGCGCGGGCCCCCGGAGCCGGUGCAGGAUGAGGCGCCGGAGGAGGCCCUGCUGCAGGGGUGCAUGCAUGAGGGCAGUGCGCCCACCGCUCCCGGGGACCUGGCCGAGGAGAGGACCGAGUUCCUGCACAGCCAGCACUCACCUUCACCCUGCAGCUCCCUGGAGGACGAGGCCCCCCUCCUGCCCACCACCACCCCGGACCUGCUUCUGGCCACCCCAGCCAAGCCAUCAGCACCCAGUGCCGGCCGGGAGACGCCCCCCGCCCAGGACGGUCCAGGCAGCGAGGAUGGGGGUGACACUGCUCCCGAGCUGAGAGCCUCCUUCCUGCCGCGCACGCUCUCUCUGCGGAACUCCAUCAGUAAAAUCAUCUCGGAGGCGGGCAGUGAGACGCUAGAGGACGAGUGGCGUUCCAUCUCGGAGAUCGCGUCCACCUGCAACACCAUCCUGGAGUCGCUGGCCCGCGAGGGACAGCCCUUCCCAGAGAGCGGAGACCCCAACGGACCACCUCAGCCGGAUGCCGAGCCUGACACCGAGAGCCUGUCGGAGAAGGUGUCGCACCUGGAGUGCAUGCUCAGGAAGCUGGAGGUUGACCUGCAGAAGGAGAAGGCGAACCGGGCGGCCCUGGAGGAGGAAGUGCGGAGCCUGCGUCACAACAACCUUCGGCUGCUCGCCCAGGCCUCGGAGCAGGCCGCGCCCCCCGGAGACCUGGCCUGAGCCCGCAGCCGCCCUCCCGGGCACCUCAGGAACUCACCCUGCGCGCCGCGCAGUUCAGCACUGCCCCACGCCCCACCCCUGCGUGGCCGUCAAACUGGCCCUCCCCUGCCCUGGUGUAAAUAUUUUGAGGGGGAAGGGACU
Molecule: messenger RNA, 3413 nt
Organism: Sorex fumeus (smoky shrew)
Lineage: Eukaryota; Metazoa; Chordata; Mammalia; Eulipotyphla; Soricidae
Gene: SIPA1
Product: signal-induced proliferation-associated 1
Exons: 16
Coding region: 213-3272 (1019 amino acids)
Biological process (GO): activation of GTPase activity; establishment of epithelial cell polarity; epithelial cell morphogenesis
Cellular component (GO): cytoplasm; plasma membrane; Golgi apparatus
Molecular function (GO): GTPase activator activity; protein binding
Source: RefSeq, a predicted model, not a curated record